AUGAGCUUUUUGUUGCGUCGCAAUUCCAGUCAGCUGCGUCUGCUGAUGGCAGCUGGCAAUAAAAUCACGCGCCCCGCCCUCUCCACCACAGCCUCCUCCUGCUACUCCUCCUCAUCAUCGUCGUCGUCGUCUCCGUCAAGUGAUAACAACAAUGUAAAUGCCGUAUCACCUGGCGCAUCACGUCAACGCAAAUCAACGCCAUCUGUCCCAGAUGCUGACAUCAAGAAAUCUGUCUUUAUCUCGCAAUCGCAUGACAUAUUCACCAAUUUGGCUCUAGAGGAUUGGCUAUAUAAGAACUUUGAUUUUAGCCAUCAUCAUGUCUUGCUGCUGUGGGCCAAUGAUCCGUGUGUGGUAAUUGGAAGACAUCAGAAUCCCUUUACCGAGGCAAAUGUAUCCAAGUUGAUGGAGCGGGGUAUCACCCUGGCACGCCGGAAUAGCGGAGGUGGAGCUGUCUAUCAUGAUCGUGGCAAUCUGAAUUGUACCUUCUUUACGCCCCGUGAGCGUUACGAUCGGAAAUACAAUUUGAAUAUCGUUACACGUGCCCUGUUUCGGGAGUGGGCCAUAAAGGCAGAGAUCAAUGAGCGCGAUGAUAUUGUUAUAUUGAACAAGAAGAUUUCUGGUACAGCUGCCAAACUGGGUCAUCCGAAUUCCUAUCAUCAUUGCACUUUGCUGGCCACCGCAAAUAAAUUGCAUUUGGGUGAAUCUUUGAUUAAGGAGCCAGCCAAUUAUAUAAGUCGCGCCACCGCCUCUGUACCCUCGUCCAUACGUAAUCUGGUGGAUGUGAAUCGCAAUGUCACCGUCGCCCAGUUGCUCUCCGCUGUGGGUUAUGAAUACUUGAGGACCACGGCCACAGCUCUAGAGGAUGGCGGCAGUGUGCAGACCAUGCAACAGCGUGGCUUUCAACUAAUCAAUCCCACUGAGAAAUGGUUCCCGGGCAUUGAAGAGUUGCGUGCCAACUAUAGUUCUUGGGAUUGGGUUAUUGGUAAAACUCCCAAAUUCACUGUCGAAAAGGAUCUGGAACUAAAAGAAGAUCAACAUGGCAUGAAGAUCAAGCUGAGCGUUGAUGUGGAGGCGGGCUUGAUGAAGGACAUUUGCAUACAAUUGCCGCAGAGCGAGCAGCGAGUGCCAGUUGUUACACCACUUCAAGGCAAGGCCUACAAUGAACAGAAUUUGAAUGGCAUUGUUGCCGCUCUGAAGCUUGUCUCCACCUCGAAUGUGAAACAGGCAAUGAAUGGUUCAGUCUGACAGCUGUACACACCUAAAAUCAAAAGUUGAAAUCUUUGCGCAAUUCGUUUCAUUAAUCUGUCUAACACUAUAGGUUAUCAAUUAUUAUGUUCCGCCAUAACCUAUAUAAAUAAUAAUUUUACUAAUCUAGUUUUUAAAUACAAAAUCUAUAUAUACUUUUGAUAUGUAUAUACAUAUGUACAUGUAUAUAUUUUUCCAAUGUUUUAUAUGCAAUAAAAUUAUGUUGAAACAUAAA
This is a messenger RNA of Drosophila willistoni, 1480 nucleotides long. It is a transcript of the gene Lipt1, whose product is annotated as lipoyltransferase 1, mitochondrial. The record is from RefSeq and is a predicted model, not a curated record. Gene Ontology annotation, molecular function: lipoyltransferase activity. Gene Ontology annotation, cellular component: mitochondrion; cytoplasm. The transcript is spliced from 3 exons. Gene Ontology annotation, biological process: protein lipoylation. Lineage: Eukaryota; Metazoa; Arthropoda; Insecta; Diptera; Drosophilidae. The coding region runs from base 1 to 1245 and encodes 414 amino acids.